This is a messenger RNA of Pygocentrus nattereri (red-bellied piranha), 1407 nucleotides long. RefSeq names its product V-set and immunoglobulin domain-containing protein 1-like. The record is from RefSeq and is a predicted model, not a curated record. Lineage: Eukaryota; Metazoa; Chordata; Actinopteri; Characiformes; Serrasalmidae. The coding region runs from base 79 to 957 and encodes 292 amino acids. Gene Ontology annotation, biological process: maintenance of gastrointestinal epithelium; epithelial cell morphogenesis. Gene Ontology annotation, cellular component: plasma membrane. The transcript has 7 exons.
UGCUGUACAGAGGAGAGAGCUGUGAGCUGGAACUUGAUUCCCAUUGCUUUUCUAAGACUGCUGUUAAUAUCUCAAAACAUGUCGCCGUUCACAACCGUUGUGUUGUUCAGUGUUAUAGGUUGCACUCUGUCAAUCUGGGUAACUGUUCCUCAAAAGAUUGUUAAUGUGAUUGUUGGUCAAACUGCGAAUCUUCAGUGCACUUUCACCACCAAUGUGCCAAUGACCAGCCUCCUGGUCCAGUGGACUCUCUACCCUAGGGCUUCCCUGACUCCAGAAGAGGUAUUCUACUACCAGUCUGGAGAGACGCAGAUUGGCAAGCAGUUCCAGAACAGGCUAACAGUCCAUUCCAUGAUAAAUACCACAAAGAAUGCCUCCAUCUCCAUCAGUAACAUGCAGACUGCAGAUGCUGGAACCUACACGUGUGAUGUCCGCAACUUUCCUGACAUCUCAGGCCAGGCAGAAGCUAGCGUCACGGUCAACGUUCUUGAGAAACCAUCAUACCCGGCUUGUGCAGUCCAUGGAGAUGUGUCGACCGGUCAUUUGGUCACUCUCACCUGUCAUUCAUCCAAUGGCAGCCCCUCUCCACAGUACACCUGGUCCAGAAUCGAGCAGGGGAAGAAAAUGAACGUCCUGGGCAUUACAAAUGUGAAUACUGGCACCAUGUACAUCCGCAACAUCUCUCAGUUUGAGUUUGGAACAUACCAAUGCAAUGCCUCCAACUCUGUGGGUUUCUCCACCUGCACUGUAGAGCUCAGCUCAGAGCUGAAUGAGGCGACGAUAGUGGGUGCGGUGAUUGGAGCCCUGCUAGCUGUUGCUUUCAUUGUGCUCCUUGUGUGGUUCAUCACUCAUAAGCUGAAGAAGCAGAAGCAAGCGGAGGCCAAGGCUAGCAUGAAGCAGAACUAUGCUGUCGUCCCUCCACAAAACAGUGCCCAAGAAAUGCAGGAGCUGCAGGCUUGAGAAAUACAAAGAAGCUUAAAUCCAGCCCUUCAACCAGCUAUGCUACAAAACAUAUGGCUAAUUAUUACUAGUUAUCUAUCACUCUUACACUGUUGAUUUCAAGCUGUCAGAAACUUGCAUAACUUUAAAGUAACAUAACCAACUUUUUUGUUGUUGUUGUUGUUGUUGUUUUAUAUUUUUGCUAAAGUUGAUGAGUAAAGGCAUGUGGAUUUAGUUUAGCUUUCGUUUGGAUUUGUACACAAUGACUAAUGCACUAAAUAUUAUGAUACUGUAGAUCAUGUAUGAAUGCUCUAGAGAGCUCUUUAGCAUUUUUGCAGCUUUUUAGCAUUUUUUUUGCAGGUGAUCAAUGUCAUGUUUUCUGCCAGUUUUAUAUAGUGAUAUGUUGCUUAUCAUUUGUGAUGUUCCUUGAUUGUUUUGGAUUACAAUAAAGGACAGACUGUCAACACUGAA